GGAUGGCGGCCUGUCUGUAUAAAGGAGAGCCCAACCUUCUUUGUCGGUGUCACAGCUGAGUUCGCUGAGUCAGGCUGACUUCAAGCAACACUGCAACUAAUGAACAUCUGACGCCACACAACCUCAAAGACUCACGACGUGGAUUCAAGAUCCAUAAAGCUGAGCUGGCAGAGUCCUCCAGUAAGUGUUGGACAUCAGGGAGCAAAGCUGGUUGAGAUCAGGUUUACUCAAGACUGAGGAGCAGCAGGUCUAUAAGAAGAACUUUCUACUGUUACUGGCAAAUAAGUGAAACUGUGCAAAGAUGCAGGAGACAGGCUACUUCACCCAGAGGAGAGCAGCAGUGGCACUGUGCAUUGUGCUGCUAGUCUUGGCUCAGCAGGUGUGUGCAGGACCGUUGGUCCAGUCCAGCUCUGACCAGAAGGCAGAUUCAGGCGUCCACACACUGAAGAGGGUCGCUCGGAUGACCCCGCUGUGGAGGAUCAUGAACAGUAAACCGUUUGGAGCUUACUGCCAGAACAACUAUGAGUGCUCCACAGGACUCUGCAGGGCGGGACAUUGUUCCACCAGCCAGCGUUCGCUCUCAGAGCCUGUGAACUACUAGACGUCCCAGGAAAGCAACCAGCGUGUUUACAUGAGUGCACAGCCGUAAUCCUAAUGAAAGGUUGUCAUUACUGGGAUUAUGCACAUAUCCAGGCUUUUUUUUAAAAAUCGAUUUUAUAUUUAUAUGUGCCAAUACGUUGCUGAUGAUAUCUAAAUGUUUCUAUGAAUUUACACAGUAGUUAUAUUAAAGAGAAGGCAUGAAACUGCUCCACUUGGUGUAUUUCAGACAUGAGAAUACAGGUGGUGGGCUGAGGCAACGGGGUCAAGUGCAAAAAUGUGAGGAAAAGAGUCAUUUAACCUUUUUAUACUUGAUGUUUUCCAUAAUGUGAUCAUCUGAAACCAUUUCCUGGUUUUCAACAAGGGUGCAAACAACUGAAAAUACUUGUUUCUUACAGCUAUGGACCAAACUCUUUCUGAUCUCAAUGUUGAGACUUUGUGAUUCAAGGCUUUACUGGCAACAGCUCAUUGUUUGACUGAUAUCAUGACGCCAAACACCAGACAGUUUUAAAAACUGUCUGAGCGAUAAUGAUGGAUGGUGCACUGUACAGCACAGGGGAAGACUGUGAGCCUUCCAAAAGCUCCUGACCUUUAAUUUUUUCCACAUUUCGUCAUCCGUCUCGUGUCAUUUUUGAUAAGUUAUCACUUGACUGUGUGCGUAUAAACUCUUAUCAUUCCACUGAUAACGUGCCUAAUGGAAACACGUUUCUCCUUUUCCCAAGAGGGAUCAUAGGGAUUAGUUCGUAGAGUCGGACAGGCUGCCGUCGCAGUAUUUUCCCUGAUUUAGUGUUAAUUCUUUUAUUGGUUAUAGCAACAACAUUUGUAAUCUUAAACCAAGAUAUAAUAGAGAUAGAGAUCAAAUAAGAUCAAGUCUGAAAAAAAGACGUUAUAGCUGACUUUCAACCUCUGAACGCCACUUACAGUUUAGGAAUGUGCAGCACCCGAACAUAAUUUAUGAUGUAAAAUUAGCUGCCUGACAUGCUGGGAAAGCAUUUGAUUGUCAAAUGUGUUCAAGAGAAGAAAAAGAUAAAGCAAGGUAGGAAAAAGAGGGGCAUAAGAAGAGGACCAAAAGGUAAAGAGACUAUAUGAGAGGGAGCAGAGGUUACAAAGCAUUGAUUCCUUUCUCAAUCAGCAUUCAAACAUCUUUAUUUUUUUUAUUCUAGAUUUAUUCUUUUUCAAGCUGACAGAACUUUUUUUGUCCAAAUCACCAAGGUUAGUUAUGGCAACAUUAUUCGUAAAAUAUGUAAUGCAUGCGUACUGAUUUGGUGUAAUGCAGUGAUUCUCAUAUUUUAUUUAUUUUCUCCUUUGUUUAAAAAGUAAAACAUGUACCCAUUUACGUCAUUUUAUUAUUAUUUUUAAAUAUAAUAUUUGUUUAUAAUGUUUUAAUGGUUUGUUUUAGAAUAAUUAAUCACCCUGACUGAAUUUUUUCCACUUUUCCAGCGGGAACUUUACAAUAUCUACUCGUUCAGUCAAUCUUAAAUUUGUAACCAGUGACCAAUUUAAGAAACAUCUUGGCAGAGUGUACAGAUAUCAGGAGCAGAUUCAUAAUAAUGAGCUGCACAGCUUUCUUUCUUUUUUUUUUUUUUU
This is a messenger RNA of Epinephelus fuscoguttatus (brown-marbled grouper), 2184 nucleotides long. It is a transcript of the gene leap2, whose product is annotated as liver-expressed antimicrobial peptide 2. Bases 302 to 601 code for a protein of 99 amino acids. The record is from RefSeq and is a predicted model, not a curated record. Lineage: Eukaryota; Metazoa; Chordata; Actinopteri; Perciformes; Serranidae. The transcript has 3 exons. Gene Ontology annotation, biological process: antimicrobial humoral immune response mediated by antimicrobial peptide; defense response to bacterium.